CUCUCUAGGUUUUUUCGCACCCCUGGUCGGAAAUACUUAGAUCGCUCGUGAAUCACUCAAGCUCUCUCCCCUUUUGAUUCCAUCGAUUAAUCUCUGAAUCCCUACUUCUCUGCUCGUGGUUCAUCUUUCCAUUCUUACUUUGGAAAGAAAUCGGAUACUACAGCAGAUACGAAGGGUUUCGAGAAAUAGAUCUUGCGAAAAGCACUGUUCAUCGACUUUUUGAUUUCUCCUUGGAGCUGAAGAUUGGACGAUUGUCUUCGAGUUUCAAGGCUCGAUUGGGGGUCGCCAUCCUCUGGCGAACCUCCCAACACUGAUUUCAGCCUCUAAUUCAUCCUCAUACUCGAGAAUCGAUAGAUUUGAAGCUGAAGUCAACGGUCCAUUGCAGACUUGGGGAUUCUCAGACUGCUCAUCAUCCGCUUGAUUAAACUAGAAUCGAAGCUUCACCUUGGGCGAGCCUCACCCAGGAGGGCCUUUUGGAUCUGCUCCCAAGACUGGAGGUGACAAUAUCCAGACUACAAGCACUGUUCAUCUUCGACUUGCACGAAGAGUUGCUUUGAAUCUGGAUUUCUCACUUAACAGAAGAGCGAGUUGAAUUCUGAAACUAUUGCUGAUCCCACCAGACUGAAACAAGCUAAGUACACUUCUUGUUCUUCAUUGUAUCUGUUUCUUCCAUUUCUUCGUACUGUUCACAGUUCGCAGAAGUGAAGAACACUGGGUUAAUUCCAGUUCUUGAUUUCAUCUCAACUUGCUUUAUCAAAGUGUAACACUUUGCAAGUCUUUUUCUGAUCUGGUUGGAAAUUUACACCAUACUAGUUAGAAAUUGUUUGUGAUUACUACGCUUGGUAUUUUGACAAGUGAUUUUCAAUAGACUGUUCUAUACUACUCUAGGUAUAUCUGAGAUUAUUUUUAGAACUUUAUGAUAUGAUUUUCUAAAAUUUCUUCUUGAAAAUCCUGGGUAUAUUCAGAACUGUUUUGUGCAACUCUUGCUAACUGUUUUGAAUAUAGAGCAUCUGGCACUUGUUUAGUAACAUUUCGGGCUGUUGUUUAAUUACUAUUACUAAACUGUAUACGCAGUGCUUGUUGGAUUUCUUGUCUUGCUUUUCGUAUUCUGCUGUAGUCUAACCUUGCAGGGACAUCCAGUGUAAUAUGGUUGUGCUAUCAUAACUCCGAGUGUUCUGGACCUUGUUCGUAUGUUAUGACAAAGAAGAAUAAGCAAAACAGGACUCCCCCGGCGAAAGAUAAGCAGUUUGAUGAUAAAAUUGCCUACCUGAAAGCAAAGAAAGCUGCUGUUUUGGCGGAUAAACUGGAAAAGAAAGGAUUUGAGGAGGAAAUACCUACUGUAUCUUCACCUAUUCCUAUGGAGGCCACUGAUUUCCAUACAGCGGCACACUCCACUCCUACUCAAGUAUCACUGGGCUCUGUGGGGACUACCUCUUACGCUGAAGCUGUACUGGGUAUAGGGUCUGCUUCCUCUAAUGCUGAGGCUUCCCAAGAACUUUCGCUGGCAGUUGUAAACACUCCGGACCUUGAUGCACUUAUAAUUGAGACAUCGGAUGAAAAUCAUGUUGUAAGUCAAGAUGAAUCUAUUUCUCUUGGCUCACAAGACACACACUCAGUUGAGCUGCUGGAUAAGGAGGCUGCUUCAUCGAAAGAACAGAUGAAGAAAGAUGAAAAGGAGACUAAACAAUGGUCUUCUUUAUUCCGAGAUAACAGGGCGCUAUCAAAUGGUCUUAAACUGGAAUAUUUCCCUCCUACUGGUGAGAAACUAGAUUUCUCCCACCUUCAGGUACCAACACUAAUUGAGGUCUGGGGUUUCUGCCUUGUUGGGCAUUUCUCGGGUAGAUUCCCCGGGCUUAAAGCUAUACAUGACAUGGCUACAAAGUGGGGUGUACAGGUUGAUAUUAAGUCACAUAGCAAAGGAUGGGUGAUUUUUAAGUUCAAAAGCGAAGAAGACAGGUUGAAGGUUUUAACUGGGGGUCCUUAUGUUCUUUUUGGAAAAACCAUGUUCCUAAAAGAACUAUCCGAAGACUUUUCGGUUGAUAGUGUUGAAUUUCUGAAGGUCCCAAUCUGGAUCAAACUUCCAAAACUUGCUAUGCGACUGUGGAAAGCAAAGGAACUGGGUAUGAUCGCUUCUCAAGUGGGUGUACCUAUCAUAGCGGACAAGAUUACGCAGGAUAUUGUCUAUACACACUUUGCUCGAGUCCUUGUUGAAGUGGAUGUCACAAAGCCCCCGGUGACCCAAUUUCCAAUCGUUCCUCCUUCUGGGAACGAGUAUAUGCAGCAGGUCAUCUUCGAGACAUACCCGGAUUACUGCUACAAUUGUAAGAUGUAUGGCCAUCAUCCGUUUAAUUGUUUAAAGCUGAACCCUCCAAAGGAAAAGGACAAGUUGGAUGCCGAUGUGAUAAGGAAAAACAAGGUGGAUGCCGAUACUACUGUGAAAGGAAAAUAUCCUACUGACCGAGGGCAAAACAAAAGACCACUGGUGCAGGGAAACACUUCUAAGCCAGGCCUCUUUCAACUGCCAGACACCUUCUCACUUCCGGCCGAAAGUGAAUUGGUUCAGGAACAUGGAUUUGACUGGGAGGGUCGCAGGAUUCUGAGUGUCUAUGAAUUAGAGGCUGAUGAUAUUGUCAACCUCUUUGAAACCAAUGAAGAUGGAGUGCAUGCGGCUUAUGUCAAGAAGAAGCACCAGAUCAUGAGCUACAUUCCUAUUGCAAGACUGGGAACAAAUCUUCAACGUGUUGAUAACUUGGAUGUGCCGGCUAUCUCCUUUACUGAUCCAUGCUUGGUUACCCUCCCCGGAGUGAAGCGGACAUUCAAAUGGUAUGCCUUUAAUAAAGAAUUUUUUUAUCUUAACGUAGCUUCCUUCUUUGAUAUUCAGGCUAAGCAAAAUGUGGAUUUCUUAAGAGCUUUGAAUCACUCAUCUUUGGAUGCACCGAGCACUUCUAAACUGGCUCUAGAAGAACCAGCUGCUGUACCGCAUGAAGAGGCAGUUCAAACGGGCAGAAAAGAACCUCAAAUUGGUGAAUUUAGCUACACCAUUCGCAAUAUGCAUGACAUGGCUGAAGGGGAUGUUGUUACAAAGGUAGGCACAGAUAAAAAAAGGCAAAAUGAUGGCCUGUGUUUGCUCGCCAGACCUGCUGCCAGUUGGUGUGACUACGGUUAGGGUGGGCUUUCAGCUCCAACAAGUAGAAGACGAGGAUCCAGGGGUAACCUUCACUGAGGCGUUCAUCUUAUCCUAUCCUGGUGUAAAGAAGAAAGGCAACUGGUCUUUAUGGGAAUACCUAGCUAACUUUGGAUGCCGGUUAACGGAACCAUGCUCAAUACUCGUUUGUUAGGCGACUGAAGGCACUCAAGACACCUUUAAAGAAGCUUAAUGAGGCAGAGUUUGGCCAUAUUUCAACCAAGGCAAAAUUGGCUAAGGAAGAGUUUAAAAGGCUAAACAAGCUAAUGUUGGAGUCUCCCACGGAUGAAGAUAUUCGAAUGCAGUUGAUGGCGGCAAGGAAAAAAGCAACCUUCUUGGGGGAGGCCGAAACAUGCUUCUUCCAACAACGGGCCAAAACCACUCACAUUCUGGAAGCGGACAAGGGCACACGUUACUUUCAUGCAAUUGUGAAGAGGAACGCUGCCCGGAACUCCAUCUCCUCGGUUAUGCUUGAAGAUGGUAGCUUUACUAAAUCUUUAGAUGAUGUUGGUGAUGUAUUUGUAAAAUUUUUUGUUGAUCUAUUUGGAACACAGGUGGAUACCCUGGACUUGGACCACUCGGUUUUAGGUACUGGUCCUCUGAUUGAACCAGGUGUUCAUGAAGGCCUUCUUUCACCGGUAACAGACAAGGAAAUUAAAGAUGCCUUGUUUGAUAUCGGGAAUGAUAAGGCACCAGGACCUGAUGGGUUCUCCUCGGCUUUCUUUAAAGCCAAUUGGAGUAUUGUUGGGAAUGACAUGAUACGGGCUAUUAAGGAGUUCUUUUGAACGGGAAAAAUGCUUAAACAGAUCAAUCAUACUGUUAUAGCACUUAUCCCUAAGACUAGUCACUCCCCAAAAGUCUCGGACUAUCGACCCAUUUCUUGCACAAAUGUUUUGUAUAAAGUCAUUACUAAGAUUAUUGCGGCUAGAUUAACCCCGUGCCUCUCGGGGUUGAUUAAUCAAGCCCAAGGAGCGUUCGUCGAUGGCCGCCUAAUGUUUGAUAACAUUUUCCUAGCCCAGGAACUUGUUAGAGGAUACAAUAGGAAGCGAAUUUCGCCAAGAUGUAUGAUUAUGGUGGAUUUGCGCAAGGCUUACGACACGAUAUCAUGGGAUUUCCUUGAAAAAGUCUUAUUGGGCUUGGGCCUCCCAACUCGAUUUGUUGGAUGGAUAAUGGAAUGUGUCUCGACGUCCUCGUUCUCGGUCUCCUUAAAUGGAUCACUGUUUGGAUUCUUUAAAGGAAAAAGAGGAAUACGGCAGGGAGACCCUAUGUCUCCGCUGCUCUUUGUUUUGUGUCUUGAAUAUUUCUCUCGGUUACUCACGUUGAGAACCAAGGGAAAUAAUUUUAACUUCCACCCCCAAUGCUCUUCCUUGGGUAUUACCCAUUUGGCCUAUGCGGAUGAUCUUAUGCUUUUUUCUAGAGGUGACACGUAUUCAGUGGAAAUAUUGGUCAACGCUCUGAAGGACUUUGGGGACGUAUCGGGCCUUAGGGUAAACCACGAAAAAUCUAAUAUUUUCGUGGGUGGGGUGAGGGACCAAGAACUUCAAAACAUUUUGGAUAUUGUUGAUUAUAGACAAGGCGUAUUUCCGGUAAGAUACCUUGGAAUACCUCUUGCUCCACUUAGGAUUUCGGUUGCACAAUAUGCACCAUUACUUGAUACGGUCAAUGAUUUUUUAAAAGCUUGGAAUACAAAAACAUUGUCCUAUGCCGGGAAAAUUGAACUAAUCCGCUCAGUAAUUCAAGGGGUUCAAUCUUUUUGGCUCCAAAUUUUCCCGGUUCCUCGAACCAUAUUGGAUAGGAUAGUAUCGAUUUGUAGAAUCUUCCUAUGGGGUGGGAAAUACUCCAAGGUCUCGUGGGAUGACAUCUGUCUCCCAAAGGAGGAAGGUGGCCUUGGCAUCCACAAUGCCAAAGUUUGGAAUGAUAGUCUUUUGGCCCGCACACUAUGGGAUGUUCAUAGGAAAAAGGAUACCCUGUGGGUUCGGUGGAUUAAUGGAGUAUAUCUUCGGGAUAAAAAUGUGUGGGACUUUGUCCCACAUAGCCGAGACUCUCAACUAAUGAAGAGGUUGGGUCUCAUCCGAGAUAGACUGCGAGGAUGUUUUAAUAACUUAAAUGACACCGUACUAGGUUUAAAUGCGAGAUGCAUCAAUGAUAAGUUGGUGUCGGGAAAAAUAUAUGAACUUUUAAGAGUAAGAGGGACCCCUAGGACCCCGAUGACCUUCAUUUGGAAAUCCUACAUCCCUCCGAAGUUCUCUUUUAAUGUAUGGUUGGCUUUGAGGAACAGACUUCCUACACAGGACAGUCUCGGAUACCUUUAUAUUGUUAAUAGAUGUGAUCUGUGCAAGGGUGGAUUGGAAACAAUUCCACACCUCUUUUUUUGUUGCCCUUUUGCGUGCAGAGUUUGGGACAAAAUUAGAGCAUGGGUCGGAUUUGGGAAUCAGAUGAAUACACUCCUUAGUGCAAUAAAAUGGAUUUCUAAGAAACGCAAGGGAUCAACGUUGAAGGCCAAGGCAGGACGGCUUGCUUUUUGUGCGACGGUUUACCAUAUCUGGCAAGCAAGGAAUAACGCAAGAUUUGAUGAAGGCAUGAAGUCUGAAGAUGAUGUGGUAGCCAAGAUCAAGCAUGUGGUGUAUAAAAUACUUUACAGUAUUUACCCGCAUGAUCUGGUGAAGUUCUGAACUAGGAUACCACGAUAUGGAGAUUAUGGAUAUCGUGAUUUUUGAUGUGGGUGUAUGUACCUUGCGGCACCCCGUUUUUAUUUGGAUUUUUUGUAGCCUCCGAUAGGUGUGUGCAAUUUGGCAGCACCGCUAUGUUUUGAUUAUUUUGAUGGGCCAAGUUUACUUGGUGAUUUCCAUAGAUAAGAUCGAAGAAAAACCUCUCUUCACCCCACAUUAUGUGGGGUUGGGGGGG
This is a messenger RNA of Cuscuta epithymum, 6088 nucleotides long. The record is from the annotation of a GenBank genome assembly. NCBI's taxonomy places the organism in Eukaryota, Viridiplantae, Streptophyta, Magnoliopsida, Solanales, Convolvulaceae.